Messenger RNA from Penicillium daleae, 2010 nucleotides. RefSeq lists its product as uncharacterized. The record is from RefSeq and is a predicted model, not a curated record. Bases 1 to 2010 code for a protein of 669 amino acids. NCBI's taxonomy places the organism in Eukaryota, Fungi, Ascomycota, Eurotiomycetes, Eurotiales, Aspergillaceae. The transcript is spliced from 2 exons.
AUGGGACUAGCUACGAACCCACGAGAACAUUCCACCGCCUGGGACCUGAACGAGGCCUUUGAAAAGCUCGUGGCUGAUGAGGGACGGUGGUGGAGAUCCCGCGGCGUUGAUAGGCCCCAUGAAUUCAUGUUACCACCCCAUGGGUCCUUAGACGCAUUGGUGGCUUGCCACAUGUUUAAUCCAACCUUUUGUGUUGCAGACCCAUAUGCCACAGCGAUGUAUAACAUGUCCAACCCGUCCAUGGCACAAAUCAAUAGGGCUGGGUUCAACACGGAAAAUUCGCUCUUCUUCGACCAUUUCGCCAGGAGAGAAGACAGUGAACAUGUUGAUAAAUUCUAUCCUAAAGAUCUUUGUGAUAUAUACGUCCGAUUCAUAUCUGCACUUCGACAUGCAAUGAGGGCCGUUGUGGAAGUGUGCUGGGGCUUUAGAGUCCAUCAACGAAUGCAGACUCUGUGCAACCUUCAACAAUUGACACUUUGGGGAGAAUACAGAGACGUUACUUUACACCUCGAGUUUUCAAAUGAUCAAAAGUCACUCAAACGCUUUCUGCUGUUUGUGAGACACCCCCAAUCCUACGCAUAUGUGAAGAGCACGACCGAGAGAGCCCAAGAAUUCAGAAGUCGCAAUGGGAGGGUCCAAGACCUAAAGCUAAAGGUAGCAUCUCUUCUCGGGAAUAUAGAGAUUGAGCCUCAUUUCUAUGAGUAUGGCCCUGGACUUCUCACCAAAUUCAAAGAGACAGGUGACAGGAGGGCAAGAAGAGAAAAGAUGCGCGGGGAAGCUCGAGCACAGCUUAGAGCUGUUUUCCCAGAAAUUCCUCUUAGGACUGAAAGCAAGCUUUCUCCCUUGGCUACCUCAGCAGCCGAUCAAGAAGAGCUCGCUACGAUAGACAAUUUUCGCGCAUUGUGGAGCUCAAAUGCUAUCUCAAACCCCCAAACCGAACCAGACCUUUCAGUGAAUGAAGUUCAGAGGCUCUGCCGUCUCGAGUCCAUAUCUCAAUUCUGGGACAGACUCUUGGAGCUGUCUGCCAGUUUCAUCCCUGACGCCAUGGACACGACAAGGACUCUAGCUACUAGAAUCCCAAGCAUGAUCCAGGAUUUGUUCUCCAACUUGGACGAGCAUGAUUGGACGGACAUUUCUGGAUGGGAUGAACUCCCCGAGGAGCUUGUUCUAUUCCUCGGCGACCAAGAAGGUCUCCGGGUCGAUAGACAACCAAUUUCCUCCCGACAAGACCUCGAACGAGCGUUUUAUCUCCUUCAUAUUAGAGGAGAUCCCCAACGUUUCAGCAUUGUUACCCUCGCUUUCCGUGUUCUUUUUGCGUAUGGUCAGAAGAUCUCACGCCCAAGAAGACCGAGCGUCGACCUUCUCCUUGUCAUGCACGCCCCUCCACAGAACAUUGUUCCUCGGAAAUGUUUAGGGUGUGGAAGAAGAGUUCUCGACGAUUCUUUUGCCUAUUACGCGAAAGGCGACAUAACCUACUAUGUUACAUGGAGUUUGGAGAAAACUUGUGGCCUUCCCGGAUGUCCCAAGAUGCAUGUUCAACUUAUACCGUUCGACCCGUUCCAGAAGCAUGUCCAACCCCUCCGUACCGAUCUCCUUCCUCUAGCCGACAAGGAAACGUCUUGGCAGUGGUACUUUCUUCGCCUACCUGAGGAAUUUACGGACCUUCCUAGGACUGUGGAGACUCGAUGCAGCAAGUGUCGCGCGAUAGAGGUUUGCACGCGCCCAAGGUGGACCUUCCACGCGGAACCGAAAUUUGUUCUCCAAAUACAUAAAUGUCCGAAGUGCCAGGCAAUCAGUCGCUUUAGGCCGACGAAUGCUAUGAUUCCAAUGAUCACGGUUCCCGGGUUGUCUAAACUAUGGAAAUCGUUCAAGAAGAGGGGGGUUGACCUUAGAGAUUAUCCCAGGCUUCCCCAGUACUACUUUUCUCGAGAUCCUCUGUUCAUGCGAAUCGAAAAACUCGCUGAAGCGAAAGAGUCACUUAGGCUCGCGAAGCAAGAGGGAGAUCAGUGA